Messenger RNA from Corapipo altera (White-ruffed manakin), 1271 nucleotides. RefSeq names its product olfactory receptor 5AS1-like. Gene Ontology annotation, molecular function: olfactory receptor activity; odorant binding. Gene Ontology annotation, cellular component: membrane. The record is from RefSeq and is a predicted model, not a curated record. Gene Ontology annotation, biological process: G protein-coupled receptor signaling pathway; sensory perception of smell. NCBI's taxonomy places the organism in Eukaryota, Metazoa, Chordata, Aves, Passeriformes, Pipridae.
UAAAAUCCCACCCGAGCUCCUAUUUCAUAGAUACUAAAGGAAUAUACAGGAAGGAAUUCCACAUUUAAAAUGUGUCUCUAAAGCUCUCUUUGUCCUCCUAAGCUUUCCUUUCAAUGGGCAUCAUCAUCCAAACCAUUGGUUUCCCCUCUGACUUGAGCAAGGUGCCUGAAUUUCCACCACUUUUUCCCGUGCAGGAUGUGACGCGUUUGUGCCUUGACAUCCACCAGGACUGAGUCAGCCCCUGACAAAUCUUUUGUGCACAAAGCCAAACACAAGGGAAUGAAAUGCCUAAAGGAAACUGCACUGCCCUGACUGAGUUCAUUCUCCUGGGUUUCACAGACUGGCCUGAGAUGGAGAUUCCUUUGUUUGGGCUCUUCCUGCUCAUCUAUGGCACCACUUCGGUGGGGAACGUCGGCCUCAUGACACUAGUCUGGCUCAAUGCCUGCCUUCACACCCACAUGUAUUAUUUCCUGAGCAAUUUAUCCUUCCUAGACUCAGGGUCCUCUGCCAUCACUCCCAAGAUGCUGGUGAACCUCUUGGCCCGGUAUAAAGCCAUUUCUUUCCUUGGCUGUGGGAUGCAGAUGUUCCUCUUUGCUGUCUCCACUGUUUUGGCUGCCAUGGCCUACGACAGCUACGUGGCCAUUUGUCAGCCUCUCCUCUACUCUGAGGUCAUGUCCCACAGGAUCUGCACCUCCAUGGUGGCUGGGGCAUUCCUCAGCAGGGGUCUGACCUCGCUGGUCCACACCUGCCUCACAUUCUCGCUGCCGUUCUGCGGCUCCAGAUGGAUCAACCACUUCUGCAACAUCCCGCUGCUGCUGGAGAUCUCCUGCUCUGACACACGCCUCAAUGAGGUCCUGCUCGUCACCCUGUGGGGCUUCAUCCAGACCAGCACCUUCCUGAGCAUCGCUGUGUCCCACAUCUGCAUCCUCAGCACCAUAUUCUGCAUCCAGGUGGCUGAGAGCAGGUACAAAGCCUUCUACACCUGCAGCUCCCACCUGACGGUCAUCGCAUUGUUCUAUGGCUCCCUCCUCUUCACCUAUUUAAAGACCAGUUCCAACCACUCCUCCUGGGACACAGACAAAGUAGUGUCUGCAUUUUACACUCUUGUCUUUCCCAUUCUGAACCCCCUGAUUUGCAGCCUGAGGAACAAAGAAGUGAAGGAUGCCCUGAGGAGGACAGUGGAGAGGAGGGUCUUUUCUCAGGGAUUUUCUUGGAGUGUGUUUCUGGUCCAAAACACCAGUAAUGGGAACCAUUUGGCUAAACGUAGGUGA